AUGAGGAGGCCCUCAGGAUUCAUUCGCGGCCUGUGGCUCAGCGAGUCCUGCAUCUGCGCCUUUAGCUCGGUCCUCCGCCGCUUCCUCUGCCUCUCCCGCAUCCGCCCGCGCGUGUUCUCUCGCGUCUGUCACACAUGUAAGAAGUUGAAGUUGGGCGAAUUCGCGUCCCCAGCUGGCGUCCGGUCCCUCUCGGCGGGAGACAGGCGCCCUCCCGCGCAGCCCGCCCGGCCCAGCAAGCGCGUUCUGCUUCCCACCGGGGUUCCUUCGGAAGCCACUCCGCGCCUCACCUGGCAACCCCCACCCCCCCGGCUCGGGGUCGCGAUGGAGCCCACGGCCGCCACCACGCUCACGGGGCGCUCGGGGCUCCUGUUUCUGCUGUUUCUCCUGCGGCUGCUGCGCGGGAUCACGGCGGCGCCGGCCGGGUUGGUCGUGGGCGCGACGCGCGGAGGAGCAGGGACAGAUGCUCUCUCGCUUUCCUACAAUUUCUCCAUCACACCUCAGGCCAGGCCUGGACAACCGUGGUGUGAGAUUCAAGGCCAGGUCAAUGGAAACGAGUAUCUUUACUAUGCCUGUGGGAGCAAGCGGGUCAUACCCGUCGGUCCUUGGGGGAUGCAGCUGAAGGACACAGCAUUCUGGGACACACAGAGGGAACCUCUGGAGGACCUGGGGGAAGAGCUCAGAAAGAAACUGCUGGACAUCAGAGCAGAGUUUGUCACUAAGAGCGAUUCUCUCACCCUGCAGGUCAGCCUGAUGUGUGAGCGUGGGGCCCACGGACACAGCAGAGGAUCCUGGCGGUUUGUCUUCACUGAGCAGUUAACCUGCCUCUUUGACCCGGAGAACAGAAAGUGGAUACAGUUUCCUCCUGGAGGCCAACAGGUUAAGGACAUGUUGGACGGUGACAGAGAGCUGACCGAGCUCCUCAUGAAGAUCGCAAACGGAGACUGUAAGAGAUGGCUCCAGAAACUGCGGGAGCACAGCAAUGAGACACAGGAGAUCACAGGUAACUACAAGACUGGAUGGAGUGCUGGUCCUCUUGAAGAGAUUGGCUGA
Molecule: messenger RNA, 1050 nt
Organism: Mustela erminea (ermine)
Lineage: Eukaryota; Metazoa; Chordata; Mammalia; Carnivora; Mustelidae
Product: UL16-binding protein 2-like
Exons: 4
Coding region: 1-1050 (349 amino acids)
Biological process (GO): positive regulation of T cell mediated cytotoxicity; antigen processing and presentation of endogenous peptide antigen via MHC class Ib; immune response
Cellular component (GO): external side of plasma membrane
Source: RefSeq, a predicted model, not a curated record